AUUGACGCAAAACGCUCUCUUUCAUUCCCCUGCCACUCUCUAUCGCGCGCGCAUUACACCGAUCCACCAAACGCGUGCCUAUCGACGACGUGGACACAUCACGUACCCAUCCCGACUUCCUCUGGUGGUGCUGGCCAUCACACAUAGCAGCAGCUCUAUUCUGGCCGGACGUAGAAGAGGGCGGCAAGGACCACGGACCGUUAAUUGGUAAAAAUUAUCACCUCCGCGACGGAUCACAUUUAGUCGGAGCACAAAAGGUUCAGAAACAAAAGGAUUCUCGACAGAUUCGAGCAUGGCACCCGUGGCAAUGAGCGCGAGCCUCUUUGGUGGGGCCUCGUCGAAGAGGGGAAAGGGUUCUUCCCAACCACCAACGGCUGGCGAAGAAAAGAUGGCAGUUGGCAGGCGACCAUCCGAGGCGAUGGCCUCAAGCAGCAUCGAGACGGUGCUCGGCUCCAGCCACCGCGAAGACGGGCCGCCGUGGUCAAGAACAAAGGGUGCCGCUGCCGCUGCCGCAUCAAGAGUGUCGCGACCUGGUCUCAUGGACAGGUCUGCACCAAUGUCGUAUUCGUCGACAUCUGCGACGUCGUCUUCCUCUCCUCGGCUCUCCUCCUCUUCACAGCACACAUACGGAGGUCAAACCGGAGAAGGAGACGAUUCACAAGCGGAAGUGUACCUCGAGUCGGAUCAGGAAUCAGACAGCGCGAGUAGCGGUGUUGCAGGGCCCGAAGAGUACGUCGUCGCGCUCCACGAUUUCACCUCGAACAACGCGACUUGCCUUUCCUUUGCCAGCGGCCAGGUCAUCAAGGUCUUCAACAGGGACUCCUCGGGCUGGUGGGACGGCGAGCUUGACGGCGAGCGAGGGUGGUUUCCCAGCAAUUACGUCGAUGAAGGCAACAUUGCCAUGGGAAGUCCCUCCAACCGGUCCGUUUCUCUGUCUGGCGACAGCCCGCGGCAGAGCUUCGACGGUAGCAGCGCAUACGACAAUGAUGGUACGCUGCAGGCACAUAUUUUCUCGUCCGCCGCCUCAAUUGCCCCUUCAGCUGCCCCUUCGACGGCCACAGUCACGUCGCACUCGUCUUCGUCGCACAAGACGUUGAGUGCGCGCUCCGGACACCUGCGACCCUCGCGCUCGCCGACGCCGACGACGAAUAACUACCAGCGAGGCACGGCUGGCGGCUCCUCGUCUUCGUCCUCUUCCUCUUCGUCGAGCGUCUUGGAUCCCAUUCUGCAUGCCAUUUCUCUCCUGCACAAUGCCGUGCGGGCCAACCGCAUCGCCCACUUCCAACCGUCGACAGCCUGCGUCAUCUCUUCGGUGCGCUCGGUCCUCUCGGCCACCGAUUGCCUCACGCGAGAGACAACGGUGCUCAAGGCGCACCCUGUUCUGGCAAAGGAGCGCAAGCUCAUCCUCUCGGAGCUCAGCAGGCUCGUCACGCAGGCCCGCACCGCUUCGACGCCGACGCCCGAUGAGGCGCAACGGAUCGUUGAGAUGGAUGAGAUGCUGAAGCUGGCCGACUGCGUUCUCAAAAACGUCCGUCGGUUCCUCGAUGUUGCCGUCGAGUGCGGCGUCUCCGUGCCCGACCGCCGCUCCUCGGUCUACGACGAUCUGUAUGCCGAUGGUGGCGCGAGCAGGCGUCAUGCUUCGCAUGCCUCACCUCCUCCCGACCGCUCCGAGCAAGACAAGACGCCCACGCCACAAUCACCCCGCAGCUCGGCAUACCUGACCGCAUACACCUCGGGUCAGAUGUCGCCGAGAAGCUCGCGAAGCUACUUUUCCGCCGCACGCAACUCGAGCUAUCCUGUGCCCGAAGAGGAAGAGGACGACGACGACGACGACGAGGACCUGGCCGAUGAAGACGAAGAAGAAAAAGACGGUCGAGGAAGCGAGCGGCAGCACAUGACUCAGGCCGCACGAAUAAAGGCCGAAGCUCAGGCUCGACACCGUCCAACAAAUGGAAGCGCUGUCAAUAGCGGUUUGCCGCACGCGUCAACAUCGUCGACGUCGCUCUCGUCUCUGAUCUUUUCGACGAGCUCGCACGACUGUAACCCAGAGGAGGUGUUGGAACGCCUCAACGCAACGAAUGAUCAGCUGCUGUCCAUCAUUGCGGCCUUUAUUGGCCACAUCCACAGCCACAGCCGCGACAGCCACGCUUCGAGCUUCGCCCAUCUCAUUGACAUGACGAGAGAGAUCGUCGACGGCGUCCGCGCCCUUCUUGUUAUCGUCGAGGCCGUGCACGACUCAGAAACGCUCAAAGCGGACAUGCCCCGCCCCAUGGCCAUCCUCAAGGACACGCGCGAGAGUCUGUAUGAGGCCACUACCGCUCUCGUCACGGCCGCUCGCAUCGUUACCUCGGCACCAGGCCAGAGUGCAACGGUGGACGAGGACGAAAAGGAAAAAUUGCUCAACACCGCAACUUCAGUGCUCCGAACCGGGGGCGAAUGCGUUGGCGCCGUUCGACUCUGUCUGAACAAGGCCGACACAAUGAUGUUGCUGACACUUCCACCGCUCAUGCCGGCUCACCAACACCCGUCUCAGCGAAGCGUCAAUGGUUCUUCCACCAGCCUUAGCAACGAGGGCGAUGAGGACGAAGACGAAGAUGGCUACAACGAUGACGACGAUUAUGACAGUGCAGAUGUUGAUGCAAUGGAGCAUAACAUGGACGACUACAGCGUUGCCGAUCGAGCCACGAACGGCGUACGUAGGGGCAAGCAUACACUCUCCUUCUUGGGUCGCAAAGCCACGAGCCUGAGCUGCCUGCGCGAGAAGUACGAACAAGACAGUGCACAAUCUGCUGGACACUUUGACCAGAUCGAUGAGGACGACGACGCCAACGAUGAGACUUACCCCGAUACCACGCUUCGCAAGAUCAAGAGCAAGUCUCCAUCGCACUCCGCUUCCGGUUCGUCUGAUUCUUCACGAUCUUCCGGCCUUGCACCUGCUUCGCGCAGGAGAGGCAGAGCCGCUACCAACCUGAGCAACGGCUCCAGCAACGGCUCCAGCACUGGAUCACAGACGUCCAACGGCGCGCACAAGUCCAAUGCUUCUCUCAAGCCAGAGACUGCUGGUCAAAUGACAGAGUCCACAGGCGACGGAAGCGACUCGAGCGAGCCCAUGUCGCGGGAUCACUCGAGAGCGUCUGGAUCGACGCUUGAUGCGCGCUCAGACACGACAGCUGACACGUCUGCGAGGCCCUCGAUGGACCGCAGCGAGCCCUUGAACUUCGACGAGCUUGGUCCUAUGCCUCAUACGGCUCCCGUCAACGGCUCUUUCGGUAGAGACAGGAGCGCUAGUGCUGCUCCUCAGUACUCUCAAACUCAGCAACAGCAACAGCAGCAAGGUUCAGCGAACUCGAUCGCGCGUCGAGGUAGUGAUGGACCUGAGCUUUCUUCAUCGGCCCCCGCCAUGGGUCGCGCCCGUGCGGGAAGCAGCGCAUUUGCGUCCAUGCAGCAGGCCGGAAGCGCACCUUCCCCGACAUUGUCAUCAGGGCCAAGACCUGCGUCAGGCGAUCAAAGCUUUGUGGAGCCCGACUACGGGCCUAACGACAUCAUUUUCAACUCUGAAAAUCAAGUCACUGGUGCCACUUUGUCUGCUCUCGUCGAGCGCAUGACACCCCACGACACUACUAUUGACGCGACCUUUGCGACGGCCUUUUUCCUCUGCUUCCGCCUCUUCACGACACCAAUGGAGCUCUUGGAGACACUCGAAGCCCGGUACAACAUGAGGCCGUCUGCGAAGGUGGAACUAGAUGCAGAUGAAUACACGCGCUGGAUGGAGAUCAAGGUGGCACCCGUUAGACUUCGCGUGUUCAACUUUUUCAAGACUUGGCUCGAAGCGCACUGGAACCCGCCAACGGACUUUGUCAUCCUCAAUCGCCUCAUCGACUUCAUUCGUACUUCCAUGACGCACUCGCUCCACCGCCCUGGUCAGAGACUCGCAGAACUGGCUCUCAAGCGUCAGGCGGCCGGAGACAGCCCCGCUGGCAAGCAGAUCAGCUUCCCCACUGCAGCCACGGUCAAGCUGCCUUCGAAGAACCACCCGGCAUCCCUCAAGCGGAUGGUGUCAACGGACCGAGUCAAAUCGGUCGGCGUCAACGGUGGUGCUACGAUGAGCGCCCUCUCUAGUGGUGGUAUGCCUUCGCCCCUGUCGGAGGUGCCGAGCAUGUACUCCACCAGCUCGAUGGGCAGAACAUCUUCGGGUGGACCGGCACCAACGCCCAUCGUAAGCAAGGCGCUUUUGAAUCAGCUGCGCGUCACGCCUCUCCCGCGCAUCAACAUUAUCGAAUUUGACGCUACGGAGCUCGCGAGGCAGCUGACGAUCUUGGAAAGCAAGAUCUACUGCUCCAUCCAGCCAGAGGAGCUCAUCGGUCAGGAGUUCAGCAAAAAGGCCGGUGUCAGCUGCGCGGUCAAUGUCAAGAGCAUGAGCUCGCUGAGCACCCACAUCACGGGCUGGAUCAGCGAGUGCAUCCUCGGUGAAUUUGACGCUCGAAAGCGAACACAGUUGAUCAAGUUCUUCGUCAAACUUGGUGAUCGAUGCUUGGUGUUGAACAACUUCAACACCCUCAUGGCCAUCCAGUGCGCUCUCAAUUCGUCUACAAUCGCUCGUCUGAAGAAGACAUGGGACGGCCUUCCGACAAAGUACAGAGGCAUGCUCGAGCAGCAGCGUCGAGCCACAGAGCACACGCGCAACUUUGCCGCCUACCGCCAGAGACUCCGGGCCACUCUGGCACCUGCAUUGCCCUUUGUCGGCCUCUUCUUGACCGACCUGACGUUCUGCCACGAGGGCAACUCUGCUACUCGGCUCCAUCCUGCAGACCCACAACGCAAGCUGCUCAACUUUGACAAGUAUGUCAAGAUGAGCCGCAUCGUCGGCGAGCUUCGGCGUUUCCAAAUGCCAUACAACCUCGUCGAGGUGCCGGAGAUCCAGGCGUACCUGCACGCCAUCCUUGAUGACGUCCAGAAUGGCAAGGGGGCAGGCUCGGCAGACGAUCUCUACCGCAAGUCGCUCAUGCUCGAACCUCGGUCCACGUCUUCUUCUCACCAGCAUGAGAUGCCGCCAUCAGCCGCGACGAUUGCGAGCCGAUCACAGGAGUCGGGGAACAACAAGCUGGGUCUUGACAUUUUCAACUGGAAAUAGUUAUCUGCCGUUCCUCCUUCUCAGCUUCCUCAUCACUUUCUUUUAGCAUUUCUCCUUGUCUCUAUCAGAUAUUCAUUUUCCUUU
This is a messenger RNA of Acaromyces ingoldii, 5215 nucleotides long. Its product is annotated as ras GEF. Gene Ontology annotation, cellular component: plasma membrane. The record is from RefSeq and is a predicted model, not a curated record. Gene Ontology annotation, biological process: Ras protein signal transduction; positive regulation of GTPase activity. The transcript is spliced from 2 exons. Lineage: Eukaryota; Fungi; Basidiomycota; Exobasidiomycetes; Exobasidiales; Cryptobasidiaceae. Gene Ontology annotation, molecular function: guanyl-nucleotide exchange factor activity; protein binding. Bases 293 to 5131 code for a protein of 1612 amino acids.